GAUUGAGGCAUAUUCUUCUUGUAUGAAUGGAUGUAAUAUGAUGGAUCUUGGAUUCACUGGUGGCCGCUUCACUUGGGUUAACAUGCAAUUCAAUGGUCAUAUCAUUCGUGAAUGCUUGGAUAGGGUCUGGGGUAACCUUGAGUGGAGAAUCUCCUUUCCACAAGCUACUGUUUUUCACCUUCCCAGAGUCCAUUCUGAUCAUAAUCCUAUACUUUUAUAUCUUAACCCCUCACGUUUGGCUAUUGGGAAACAACCCUUUCGAUUGGAGAAAUUCUGGAUUGACCACCCAGAAUUUCAAAGCUUGGGGCAAGGAGUAUGGCAAUCAAGCAAGCUUUCUACAAGUCAAUGUAUUUCCAAUAUGAUGAGUAGAGCUGAGUCUUGGAGUAAAGCCACCUUUGGGAACUUGUUCAAGCGAAAAAAGAAAAUUCUUGCUCGAUUGGAGGGUAUUUACAAAUACCUAUCCCUUCGACACAAUGUUUUCCUUUCCUGCCUAGAAAAAGAUCUAGCCCUUGAAUACGCAGAUAUCUUGAAAUUUGAGGAGGACCUCUGGUUUAUGAAGUCUAGAACUAAUUGGCUUCUAGAAGAAUGGGAUUCUUCUCAACUGCAAUUAUCUAGCUUGGCCCAUCCUCCCACUAUGGAUGAGAUUUGGAGGGCUCUCAACAGCAUGAAACCCUUUAAGGCACCAGGAUCGGAUGGGGUUCAUCCUUUUUUCUAUCAGAAACUCUGGGAACAUACUAGAUCCAAAGUUUGUAUUGACAUUUUGCAAGCUUUUUCCACUAGUACUGUGCCUCUUGGGUGGAAUAACUGCCUUCUUGUGCUGAUCCCUAAGGUUGAGAACCCGGAAUCUAUCACGCAGUUUCGUCCCAUUGGUUUAUGUAAUACUUCAUAUAAGAUCAUUUCGAAGCUGCUUGUCAACAGAAUCAAGCCUUUACUUGACACCAUUAUUUCUCCUUGUCAAGCUAGUUUUAUUCCAGGCCGGAAGGGUACGGAUAAUGUUAUUAUCCUCCAAGAGCUAAUUCAUUCUUUUAAUAAGAAAACUGGAUGCACUGGGGACAUGAUUAUCAAAAUUGAUUUAGAGAAAGCGUCUGGCCAAAAGAUUAAUCCAUCCAAAUUUGGUAUUUUCUUCUCUAGAAAUGUGGAGCAUAAUUCUAGAGAAGAGCUUUGUAGUAUCCUAGAGUUUCCUCAAACUGAGAACUUAAGGAAGUAUUUGGGCGUCCCUCCUUCUCCUAGGAAGCUUAAGAAGCAAGAUUGCAACUUCAUAUUAGACAAGGUCCGUGCGAAGCUAGAUGGUUGGAAGACAAAAUUCUUCUCAAUGGCUGAAAGGAGAAUUUUGGCCUCUUCUGUUCUGGCCUCCAUUCCUAACUUUUAUAUGCAGUCUUUUAUGCUAUCUUAUUCCACUCUUUCUCAAUUGGACAAGAUCACUCGUGACUUUCUUUGGGGAUUCGACCUGCUAAAGAGAAAGAUACAUAUGGUUGCUUGGGAUACAGUGACUCUCCCUAAGUCUCUUGGAGGACUUGGAAUGAAAAGUGCCAAGGAGGCUAACCUGGUUGCAAUGGCCAAGCUUAAUUGGAGAUUAUUCUCAAAAAGAGACAAACUUUGGUGCCAGAUAAUUGCUUCAAAAUAUGGAAUUGGGACACAGCCCUCCCCCCUCCCUAGGAAUGGUUCCCCAAUGCUUAAUAACAUUAGGAAGGGUAGUGAAUUAUUCCAAAAAGGUAUUAAAUGGGUGCCUUAUAAUGGGCGAUCUAUUUCCUUUUGGAAUGAUUGCUGGGUUAUGGAUGCCCCCCUUAGUAACCUAUUAUCCGGACCUAUCUCUUCACAAGACAGGCAGCUCACCGUUGCUGAUGCUUUCGUUAACAGAAGGUUUCAACCCAAUAACAUCUCCUAUCCUAUUGAAGAGGAUUUAGUGAGAAUCAUCUCAACUACCCCGACUGCCAUAACUUCUUCCAACACUGACUCGUUUUGCUGGAAAGGAUCAUCUGAUGGCUCCUUUUCAUCUACCUUUGCAUAUAACCUUGCUAAAGGUCUACACCUCUCACCCAAAGGAGACUGGAAAUGGAUAUGGAAAAUCCAAACCCUUCCCAAGAUCCAACAGUUCAUAUGGCUUUUAUCUCAUGAACGCCUCAAAACCCUUGGUGGAAUCUUGUUCCCAUUUGUUUAGAAAUUGUCCAUCUGUGCGUGAUUUAUGGGAAUAUUUUUUUCCUGGGGAUAAUAGUUAUGAGGAGGAUUCACCUUUCUUUUUAUGGCUCCAAAUGAAUUGUUCUAAGACUA
Molecule: messenger RNA, 2268 nt
Organism: Rubroshorea leprosula
Lineage: Eukaryota; Viridiplantae; Streptophyta; Magnoliopsida; Malvales; Dipterocarpaceae
Source: the annotation of a GenBank genome assembly